Rattus norvegicus (Norway rat) is the source of this 1329-nucleotide messenger RNA. RefSeq names its product 3-hydroxyacyl-CoA dehydratase 4 (gene Hacd4). The record is from RefSeq and is a predicted model, not a curated record. NCBI's taxonomy places the organism in Eukaryota, Metazoa, Chordata, Mammalia, Rodentia, Muridae. Gene Ontology annotation, molecular function: very-long-chain (3R)-3-hydroxyacyl-CoA dehydratase activity. Gene Ontology annotation, cellular component: membrane; endoplasmic reticulum membrane.
AACUUGCUGAGUGUGUUAAGGCCCCGCCCUUCCCGAGCCCAGCCCGAGGCCGCCCCUAGCGCCUUCCCAGCCCACUCCUGCUGUUUCUCGGAGGUGCCAGAGAAGCAGACUGUGGCCCAUGGGGCCCUCGGUGCUGCCAGCCUGGCUGCAGCCCAGGUAUAGGAAGAGUGCGUAUCUUUUCAUCUAUUACUUAAUUCAGUUCUGUGGCCACUCAUGGAUACUGACAAACAUGACAGUCAGAUUCUUCUCAUUUGGGAAAGAUUCAAUGGUCGACACGUUUUACGCUAUUGGUUUGGUUAUGCGGGUUUGCCAAUCCAUUUCCCUCUUGGAGUUACUGCACAUCUAUAUUGGCAUUGAGUCAAAUCAGCUUUUCCCAAAGUUUUUGCAGCUUACAGAGAGAAUUAUCAUCCUUUUUGGGGUGAUCACCAGUCAAGAGGAGGUCCAAGAGAAAUAUGUAGUGUGUGUUUUAUUCAUCUUUUGGAAUCUACUGGAUAUGGUAAGGUACACUUACAGCAUGCUGUCAGUCAUAGGGACAUCUUAUGCUGUCUUGACAUGGCUCAGUCAAACACUAUGGAUGCCAAUUUACCCUCUGUGUGUUCUUGCUGAAGCAUUCACCAUCUAUCAGUCACUGCCUUACUUUGAGUUAUUUGGCAAAAACUCCACCAUGCUUCCGUUUGAUAUAUCUACCUAUUUCCCUUACGUGCUGAAGCUAUAUCUCAUGAUGCUCUUCAUAGGACCACAACGAGAAACACAGCGCAUAUUAGGCAACACCAGCUACGCUGGUCUUGCUUUUGUGUGAAAACUUAAGAACUGACAUGAAAGUUGACCAGCGACUAUAUGGGGCUGGAAGCCAGCAGAAGGGAUGUGAGAUUUGACGAGUGCAUUCCACAUGCAUGUGUGGAAAUACCACACUGAAUCCACUAAUAUGCACAGCAACACAGGAAACCUGAAAUCGAAGAGUGAAGUUAAUAAAAGUAAAUUAAUCAGAGGUAGUGUGGGCUAGUAGAAAACUGUAUUUGAACAAAUGUGAUCAGUUAAAUGUUCUCCAGGAAGCUAGGGGAAGACUUUUAUUAUUUACAUUUUCCUGCCCCUACCCUUUACAAAUUAUGAAGAUAAUAGUCAUUUCUGCGAGACAAUAGCUUUCAAGUGUAAGAAUACCACAUAUGUACAACAAUGCCAAGCAACCAGAGCUUCCAGGGACUAAGCCAAUACCUAAAGACUAUACAUGGACUGACCCUGGACUCUGACCUCAUAGGUAGCAAUGAAUAUCCUAGUAAGAGCACCAGUGGAAGGGGAAGCCCUGGGUCCUGCUAAGACUGAACCCCCAGU